Molecule: messenger RNA, 1122 nt
Organism: Pocillopora damicornis (cauliflower coral)
Lineage: Eukaryota; Metazoa; Cnidaria; Anthozoa; Scleractinia; Pocilloporidae
Product: putative skeletal organic matrix protein 5
Source: RefSeq, a predicted model, not a curated record
AUGUAUUCUGUUUAUACCUGGGUUCUAUUCAUAGUCCAAUUCACCAUGAUAGCAAGGACUGUAAGAACACAAGAGGUUAAUUCAGUUCUCGAUAUAUCUAUAGCAGGCUCAAGUCCUUGGAGUGCCUGUGCAAGAAACUCUUGCAAAUACAAAGCCGCUUGUCGAAGCGGUUAUAUCAACGUUGGAUGUUACUGCUUGUGUCCCGCUGGAUUUAGCGGUCAAACUUGUGAAAAAGGACCCGCGACUUGCAAGGAAGUUCAUGACAAGAAACAAAUACAAGAAAGUACUUUGGUUACGCUCCUUCUCGACUCUAAACCACUCUCUGUUCUUUGUCAAGUGGGUGAUUUUGGAUGUGGAGAUGGAGGGUGGACACCGGUAAUGAAGAUUGAUGGCAAUAAGAGAACCUUUCAUUAUAGCAGCUCUUACUGGACUGACAGAAACGAAUACAACUCUCCUGGAGGGGAGACUGGGUUUGACGAAAAUGAAAUGAAAUUACCCACCUACUGGAACACUUCGUUCUCUAGGAUCUGUCUUGGUAUGAGGAUCGAUCAACAGCUCAGGUUCAUUGUCGUCAACAAGCAGGCCGACUCUUUGUACUCACUAAUCGCUAAUGGGAAAUACCGCGAAACUUCACUGGGUCGCAACACUUGGAAGGAGAUGGUUGGUGCAAAUGCUUCUCUGCAGAAAAAUUGCAACAAGGAAGGUUUCAAUGUUGUUUGUCAGGCCACAGACUCCCCUAAAGCCAGGAUUGGUAUUGUUAGCAACCAACAGAACGAAUGCAACACAUGCAAGUCAAGGAUCGGCUUUGGUACAGGAGGAAGACCUGAUGAUUCAAACACGUGUGGCAAUGAAGCAAACUAGAGCCCGGAUAAUGGUGUGAAACACAUCAAAGCGAUGGGAUACAUUCUGGUACAGUAACGAACAUGUAGCAAUAAGUUAAAUUAGCGAAAUACAGAAGAGCCUAAUAAAAGCGGGGAUAAGCCCGAUGUAUAAAAGAUAUCAGCAGGGGAUUUUCGGGAACUUUAAUCCAGGAUCUUAUUUGAUCUGAGCCAUGCAGUCAUAGACUUUAAAUAAUUAAUAAUGGGGGGUAAGUUGCCAAAAAAAUGAGGUGCUGUGUCGGUG